This is a messenger RNA of Mya arenaria, 1026 nucleotides long. RefSeq names its product putative nuclease HARBI1. The record is from RefSeq and is a predicted model, not a curated record. Lineage: Eukaryota; Metazoa; Mollusca; Bivalvia; Myida; Myidae. The transcript has 5 exons. Bases 1 to 1026 code for a protein of 341 amino acids.
AUGGCCGACAUCAGACGCCGAAUUCGGCGUAUUCGUAACCGCAUCGCUGGUUUGCCGAUUCCGCGAGUUUUCCAGGACCGAACCAACCCGCUGGAAGUGAUGUCAGAAUUAGAGGUUUUCAACCGGUACAGAUUCCGGCCACCCUCUAUCAUACAGCUUGUUGACAGGGCGUACCAAUCAAUGGUCCGGCCGACGAGUCGGUCAAAUCCACUCCCGCCACUUCUAAGUGUGCUUGUUACACUGCAGUUUUUGGCCACAGGCACCCACUAUAUAGUAGUGGGUGCUGUCCAUGGGAUUUCGCCUUCUUCAGUAUGCCGGGCGGUGAAAGGUGUCAUCAAGUUGUUCGCCGAGAUCGGUAGCAGGACCAUAGGAUUUAGAUCGGAUGUGGCAGCAUGCAAAGCAGAAUUUUAUCGAAUAGCAGCGUUCCCGAAUGUGAUAGGAGUUAUCGACGGGACACAUAUCAGGGUUCAGGCUCCGCAGGAAUAUGAAGGGGAUUAUGUUAAUCGGAAAGGGUACCACUCCAUCAAUGUUCAAAUGGUUUGUGACUCGAGCUUUCGGUUCUUGAAUGUUGUUGCAAAAUGGCCGGGAAGUGUCCAUGAUGCCAGGAUUUUUAGAGAGUCGGAACUUUGCCAACAACUUGAGUCAGGUGCUUUGAAUGGAUAUAUUUUGGGUGACAGCGGCUACCCCUCAAAGCCGUACCUGUUGACACCAUACCUGGCAACCAGAAGCCAAAAACAGGAGAGGUACAACAGAGCACAAGUACGAACGCAUGUGGUGAUUGAGCAGUCCUUUGGGAUCCUGAAGAGGAGGUUUCCCUGUCUGUCUUAUGGACUUAGAGUGGAGCCUGAGAUUUGUUGCACAAUCAUAGUGGCAUGUGUGUUUCUGCACAAUUUCGGAUUGAGUAAUGGGGACACCUUGGACUCAAAUGAUGACUUUAAUGAUGACCAGCCAGAGGUCCAAUUGAACUUUGAAGGAACAAGAAAUGGUCUGCUGUACAGAGACAUUCUAGCAGAGCAGUACUUUUGA